CCAUAUGAAACAGCCAAAAAAAAAAAACAAUUGUUGGUGUACGUGCGGUGAACGCGUUCAGUGAUAGAAAAAGAAAGAAAGAAAGAAAGAAAGAAGCCUCUAUUCCCCCAGCAAAACAACUAGCCCUAAUGACAAUACUGUAUAUAUUCAUUCUCUGAGACGAUGUAAAAUUAAUGCGUGAAGAAGAAGAGAAAAAUAUAAUAGUAGCCAGAGAAUACCAUGAUUUUUGGACAAGUGAAAAGUAUAUCAAAAUAGAUCAAGUGAUGAAAUUUAGUGAAUUAAAAAUUAAGUUAGUUGUUUUUAUUGUGAAAAUAGGCUAAGAAAUGGAUAAACCAACGACAAGUAAACGUCUUCUGUCAUAUUCAGAAGACGAUAUAGAUAGGUCAACAACAGGCCACAGCACUGGAUUUGAUGAGAGUAGUUUUGGUGCAGACGACAGUUUUUUAAAUACAAGAACGCCGUCAUCAACCGAUAAAGAUACAUUUAAAUUAACGCCACAGCCACGACCUGCACCCGGGAAGAUGUCGUCACAAAAGAAAAGCGCUACCGAUCUAUUUCCGUGGCUUAAAGAUGUUGAAAAAUCGGCACAGAAAUGCCUUGGUAGUAUACCUGAAGCAAAAACUAAAACCAUUUUAAAUGCAAUGGAUUUUCUUAUCAGGAAAAUGGUGGAAGAUUGUCAAAAAUAUUGUAAAUCACCAAGAUUAUCAAUAACUUUAGCCCGGUAUAUUCGCGAGUUCCUAUACACCUAUCGUUAUCUGUACAAAGGAUUCGAAAUGGGCAUCGAAUUCUUUCGAAGGGUAACCAAAUUAUUGGUUAUUUACACAGACUUGGAACUAUGUGGAUCGAUGUCUGGACAAGAGUGUGAUAAUGAGAUAGCCAAUCGUAUUCAAUUAACUUAUUGUACACAUUUGGAGGGUGCCGAAGAUUUUACCGUGCUUGAUGUAUUCAUUAAUAUGAAACGAUUGAGUCGUAUUCAUAGAGGCGUUUUAAGUCUGCUCCUAAAACAUUUCCUGGUGAAAAUAACAGUCAAAGAACCGGUUGAGGUAGAAGAUGAUACGUUCGCGAAGUACUUAAUAGUAUUUAAAAAAUGGUUAGCUAUUGAGGAUAUUCACGAGGAUAAAGAAGACAUUCGAAGUGCAUUUAUUACACAAGUCAAGCCAAAAAAAAUGUUUUGCAUGAAUUCAAAAUAUGCACCAUACUUGCCAGCUGGUGAUGGUCAAAAGACGACUGAUAAUUAUGUACGUAUGUUAGAUAAGAAGUUUUCGCUACAACCACUAUUACGGGCACUUGAAUUGACGGACAAAAAUUUCGGUGAACCUUCGACCAUUGAAAUUACAAAAAAGUUGAAUGACGUGGUUGUUCUCAGUGACGACGAAGAAAAUGAUGCAUCCGAAAUCCAAUUAGUUAAUGUUAAAACUGAAUGCGGCGAAACAAGUGAUAACAGUUCAGUAAUCGAUGAAACGUCAAAACCAGAGUUAAUCGAUUUAACUGAAGAAGCAUAUGAAGAAACAAAUGCACCACGCUUAUAUAUCUCGUGGCUGGCGGAUUUAAUUGAACGUGCAAAAAUCAAGCCCACGACAAUGGAUCAACGUCUCGAAGGUGCACAUAUUUCAAGCGAUAUUAUUGUGAUCGAUGAUCCAGAAGAAAGUAAUGAAACGAAUAAAAAACCAAGCGAUGAAUCUCAAACAACAAAGAUCACAUCAGAAAAUGUGUCAUCAAUAGCAACAUCAACAACAACAACAUCAAUAAGCACAUCUGUAACACAAACUGAUUCGUCCAGCACCGAUAGCGGACGUGUGUUAUCAAAUCGUGAAGAAGUAGGUAUCCAUUGGAAAAAUAAUUUUGAAAUGUGCCCAACGUCUGUUAAUGUGGAGUGCAUUAAUGAGACACAGGCCGACGAAAAUCAAUUAUGUCAACCAGCACAGGCGGGCCAUGGAAAUGUCGUCGCAAAUCAACUUCAUCUAUCAAACGACGACAAUUCAUCGGAAUGCAAUGCAUUCAAUGUUAGCUCGAGUGAUGGCAAUAAAUCAAUGAUACCGAUUAACAUGAACAUUGUUGCAUCGGGUAGUAUUAGUAGUUGUAGUGAUGAGGCAGCGGAACAAUUAUUGACAGUAGCACUUAAAAAUCAAAAAUUAAACGAUCGUUUGCCAACAUCGAUGGAUUUAAUUGAUAAAGUACAACAAACAUCAGAUGUAGAUUGUACAGUUGAAUCGACAUCAUUAUUAUUCGAACCAACGUCAUCGGAUUGCUUGCCUCAGCCAAGCCAAAUGCCCGAGCCAUCAACGGCAACGGUAUACAGGCGGCUUCAAGUAGUGAAUGAUAAGAAUUUGGGGAUUAAUUUUGAUUUAAAAGCAGAUGAAUUAGCCCAAAAUGACGAACUCAUUGCAGCAGAAAGUGUGAACGAUGCAAUGGAUGAAUAUAAUGCAAAAAUGCUACGAUCUCAAGCAAAGAAAUGCAUAACCGUCGUUCAUCCGACACGGCAUAAUCAAUCGCCUAUAAAUGCUGUUUGUAAAAGUGAGAGUACAGCAGAUUAUCCACAAGAUAUGACAAGUGCAUCAUCAUCAACGUCAUCAACGUCAUCAUCACAAAAACAUUUCGAAUGUUCGAUACCUUUGAGCAGCAUCAAAACGAAUAAUCUUUUUACAAAAACCGUUGACAAUAGAAGCUCACCGCAGAGCUAUGAGCGUACAAUUCGUUCAACACAAAAUGUGAUUACCGCCGAAUUAUCAAUUGAUAAUAAUGUACAAGCAACUGCAAAUACCUCAUCCUUUGCACGACGUCGAGUUGUUGAUAAACCUGAAAUUGUAAAUGACAAUGAAAAUGUACCUUCAACCAUAAUGGAACGAAAGACAUACAUUAAAAAGCCGAGCAAUAAAACAACAUCGACCGAAAAUCGAGCAACCCGACCACACCACCGCACAAGAUCUCCAACAUUGACAAUUGAAUCGCGGCAAACAUCACAAUCGAUCCUUCCACAACAAAAGCAGCAAGCAAUUUCACAACAUUCAACCAGUGACCAACACCAACAGCAACAACAGCAACAGCAGCAACUGCAGCAACAACUGCAACAGCAACACCAACAACACAUAUCACCAUCAAAAACAACACAGACGCAACAUCAACCGUAUAAAUUAUUUUAUUCAGAUGAAGAACUUCCAUUUCUUACACCGUAUGAUGUUUUCCUGAAUGAAGACGAUGAAAAGAUGGACGAAACGAGCCAAAACAAAGGCACCCAAAGCAGUGUAGCUGUGCAAGCGUCACCAAAGGAAAAACAAAUGAUUGCCGAGAAAAAUCUUUCGUAUGAAAUUUCGGAUGAAAAACUAUUGACAGCUGCCGCUCAACUUGUUGACGUUUAUAAUAAACGAUCGAAGGCUUCAGCAACGAUAACAGUACAAAAGAAACCAAUCAUCGAAUCACCACGAAAUCGUACCAUUAACCUCAAUAAAUCACAAACGAUGCGAUCACCGAUGAUUGUUCCGAAUUUUGUUGUAACUAAAAUCACCGAAAAAACACCGGACAAAGUCACCAUAAAUAGGCAAAUACGUGAACCAACGGGUGCAAGCGAAAUAAAUAUUGUUAAAAUGGUUCGAAAACAAGAGGAACCCGAACAAACGAAACGCAACUUGAAUGAAUUGCAACGACAACGGCCAGUACAUUAUUUAAAUCAAGCAAGAGAAUUUAAAGUGAAAAAUAUGAGCAUUUUGAAUAAAAAUGUGAGCAUAAAUGAUCGAAAUAAGGCAACGACAUCAAGAACACCAUUUAGUGGUGCCUCUCAAAUGAAUAAAGCAAAACAAAAUGAGCCGGUGAUUUUAAAUUUUCGGGCAAAAAUGCAUGAUUCCAUCGCAGAGCCAAGGAAACGUGAACCAAUGACAUUAAAUGGCCGAAAAAAUACAUAUCGUGUACCCGAAAUGCAACCAAUUUCAAAAAACUCGAUGGAUCGGAGCAUGGCAUCACAAAUAAAAGCAGCUGAUCGCUAUCGUACAAAUAUGUCCAAUAAAUUGUAUGCCAGUUCAAUAGCCAGUUCGGUGAGACCGGUAUCGAUGCCGGUCACUAAAGUUUAUUCACGUUUUCCAUCAAAUUCCAUACGAAAAACAUUUUACAACAAUCGAAUGCAUCGACCCCGUGCUCCAAUCCUUCGAAAAUUUCCAUCAAUGUCGAAUAUUUCCAAUGGCGACAAAGUGCAUACAAAUUUUUUCGAUCAGACUCCGUAUGAUAAAGUGCCCGAUACAUCGAAAGAUUCAACAAAUUUAAUGCGAGUGAAUUCUUGCUUCAUCAUUGGUAGUAAAUCGUCGGCAGCACUAUUUGAAAAAACAAUACGAAACAAUGAAGACUAUUCAAAAUUGUAUAAUUUAUGUUCAGAUGUUGUAUCGAAGCUAUGUUUCAAAGGUCAAACAAUUCGACGGAAACGAGGACGUCCACGGAAAAAAGUCUACCAGAGUCUCACCAAAGACCUAUUAAAUUCGCCUGAAUUUUCAUUGAAAGCCGACAUUGUGAGAUUGCAUGAAAUGUAUUAUGCAUCGAAACGAUUUGGUGGACAACCUUUCGCUCACAUUUUGAAUUCGAAUCCAAGACGAAGUAAACGAUGUGCGUUGCUAUCUAUUGAACCUGUUCUAACGGAAUCGAUUGAAUCGUCAAUUUACGGGCGAUAUCGAGAACGAGAACGAUCACCAGUUGGUUCAUUUCAUAUCAAUCGAGUACCAUUGAAAACAUACAGCAGAGUGAAUAUGAUUCAACCACGUCAAUCAUCGAAUAAUAAAAGAAAAGAAGUGGCGCACACCUUUAGCAGCAAACCACACAUCCAACUGUUGAAUAUUGAACCGUUGUCGUCAACAUCACAAAGCGAUAUGCGGCAAGGAUUCAAUGAAGAAGUGACUCAAUCAACGGAAUAUAUUAUCGAAACCGAUAUUAAUGCGGACGAUAUUGAUGAAUCUGAUGCAAUUUACAUCGAAUAUUUGGAAGAUAAUGAUGAAAUUGAGUCGCCAGCAUACGAACCGGUUGCAAUUUCUGAAAUCGAUACAAAACCAUCUUCAAUAAUAAUAACUGAAGAAGCCGAUACAACGGUGGAAAGUUGUUCUUCACGACAACAAACGAACUAUGAUCGCUAUCGAUCGAAAAAAUCAUUGGAUAUGAGUGCACAAAAUUUCAAGCCGACCACAUCAUAUGGCAUAAAACAAGCUCCAAGCAUCGAAUUCAAAUAUCUUAGAACAAGCGAAAUUGAUGCACAUAGCACAACCGAUCCCAUCACAGAAAUAUUCGCAACCUUUGAACCAGAUGAUAAAACCACAAUGAUGAUUUUACCACAAAAGAAACCAGAAUUAAACGUCUCACCAGUUCGAAAAAGUACUCGCAAACGGAAAAUACCAUCGGAAUUUCCGAAUUUUGCUAAAAAAAUUCGAAGUUGACAUGUAAAGGUUUUUUCCUCGGUGUGAGCCAUGAAUGGAACGUUCG
Contarinia nasturtii (swede midge) is the source of this 5448-nucleotide messenger RNA. RefSeq lists its product as uncharacterized. The record is from RefSeq and is a predicted model, not a curated record. Bases 324 to 5402 code for a protein of 1692 amino acids. NCBI's taxonomy places the organism in Eukaryota, Metazoa, Arthropoda, Insecta, Diptera, Cecidomyiidae. The transcript has 11 exons.